AGCACGCAAAAGCAUAGCGUCCCAGGCGUAGAGGCGCAUCUCCAAGAAACCGCGAGCCCCGGCCUGCGAUGCCCCAUUGAGCCCAAACAGCCCGGAUCACAGCCCCCGACCUCGUUUCAAGGAGUCUGCGCCAAGGAAACGCUCAACAUGCUGCUCGAUAUCCAGCUUCCCGGAGACGGUGAAUGCGAAUACGGGAAGCAAUCAAUCGCUAAUGAAACCAACAACAAUGAGAUCUCUGAAACACUCGACGUAAACGGAUGUAUAAUUACAAACAGAACCCCAUUGCAGGAGUUUUAUGCACACCAAUCUAUUUUUAUAACAGGAGGAACAGGAUUUCUCGGAAAGAUAUUAAUAGAGAAGCUUUUGCGAAGUUGUUCGGAUAUUGCAUGUAUUUACCUGCUGGUGCGUCCAAAAAAGGAAAAGAGCAUUGAGAGCAGAAUUAAAGAAUUAUUCAAAGAACCAAUUUACGCACGUCUAAAAGAGGAAAUGCCGAAAUUUCAUCACAAAGUCGUGGCCGUCGCCGGCGAUUGCAGUGUCCAAGGCCUGGGACUUUCUACGUCUGACAGAGAUUUGCUGAUGCGCGACGUAUCAAUAGUUUUUCACGUAGCGGCAACUGUACGUUUUGAUGAGAAACUGAAAGUCGCUUCGGCAAUAAAUGCUCAAAGCACUGCUGAUGUUAUCGACUUGUGUAAAGAUUUACAAAAAUUGAAGGCUUUUAUUUAUGUUUCGACGGCAUAUGCAAACUGUAUUUCGCGGGAAAUUAACGAAAAAUUUUAUGAUUUUCCAAUUAAGAAUGGUGAAAUGCUUAAUAUUGUUAACUGCUUAUCUGAUGAUAUUAUAAAAGAAAUAAGUCCUAGGUUAAUUACUCCAUGGCCAAACACUUAUACAUUCACCAAAGCACUUGCGGAAAAUCUUGUUAAAACGAGAAAUAAAAAUUUACCAAUGGGAGUAUUCAGGCCGGGAAUUGUAAUUUCUACUGCCAAUGAACCGAUCCCAGGUUGGAUCGAUAACUUUUAUGGGCCGACAGGAAUUGCGGCAGGAGUGGCGACUGGAGUAUUACGGACGUUACAUUGUAACCCCGACAUUAACGCAAACAUCGUGCCUGUUGACCUCACGGUAAACGCUUUAAUCGUUAGUGCUUGGGACGUAGCUAUGCAAACUGCGAGGAGAGAUGAUGAUAUGCUGAUCUACAAUUUCGUAUCAAGUGUGGAUGCACCGUUUACGUGGGAGGAUUUUCGAGUUACGAAUAUAAAUUAUGUUAACAAGUAUCCGUUGAGCAAUCCACUUUGGUACUUAUCGUUCAAUAUGAAUAAGAAUAAACUCAUACAUUCUAUCUACGCUAUAUUUCUUCACCUAAUACCUGCCUUUUUGAUCGAUGCCGCAACAAUCUGUUCCGGACGUAAACCUAGAUUACUAAAAACGUAUCAAAAAGUUAACAAAUUCGUCGGUGUUCUGUCCUACUUUGUUACCCGUGAGUGGAAAUUCACGAAUGACAAUGUACGAGAAAUGUGGCAUCGAAUGGAUUCGCGCGACAAGCAAAUGUUCUAUUUUGAUAUGCAGAGUUUCGAUUGGCAAGCCUUUUUUCGAAAUUAUAUGAAAGGUGUUAGGGUAUACCUAUUAAAGGAUGAUUUGAAAACCUUAGAAGAUAGCAGAAUAAAGUGGCGGAGAUUUUAUUGGAUGCAUAAAACUGUCAAGUUAUUGGGAACUUCAUUUGGAAUUUGGUUUUUAUGGAACAUAGUUUCUACCGUAUUCAAGUGAUAAAGCAAAAAGUGAUGCUAAACUGACUGUUUCAUGGCAAUUUUUAAGAAAAUUAUGCUGGCAUCGAAACUAAAUAGAUGUAAAUAUUUUUUACAAGAAUAUUGGCGGAUUUGUAUACAAGUCAGAACGUUUGAACGUUAAUCAUUCUGUACUGCUUCCAAUUCCUUUUCCGAUAACACCAUAAUGAUUAUGAAUAUUCAAAAUAAUUUAAAUUGGAAAAAUGUAUUAUCAUAUUAUAUUAUAUUAUUCAAGAAAAACUACCUCAAUAAAAAGAUGUCGUACAGUACUAUACAAAUGACUCGACAAUGUAAAUAGGAUUACCUCUAGAAAGUUUUGAUAUCAAUUAUUAAUAAUCGAGUUAAUAAUCUGUUUGACAACAUAUU
Messenger RNA from Ceratosolen solmsi marchali, 2141 nucleotides. Its product is annotated as putative fatty acyl-CoA reductase CG5065. The coding region runs from base 148 to 1758 and encodes 536 amino acids. Gene Ontology annotation, molecular function: alcohol-forming very long-chain fatty acyl-CoA reductase (NADP+) activity. Gene Ontology annotation, biological process: long-chain fatty-acyl-CoA metabolic process. Gene Ontology annotation, cellular component: peroxisome. NCBI's taxonomy places the organism in Eukaryota, Metazoa, Arthropoda, Insecta, Hymenoptera, Agaonidae. The record is from RefSeq and is a predicted model, not a curated record. The transcript is spliced from 11 exons.